AUGAUCAAGGUAGAUUAAGAAAUAUUUUAAGAAAGUUUUAUUUGAAUAGAUAGAAAUAAACUUUAUUAAAAAAAAUACAAAUUUAAUUAUUGCAUACAUUAGUAGGGUAAAUAGAAGUUUCCUUUUAAAAAUGGAAGGCUCUACCUGAAAAUAAAGAAUUAGAUUCAUUAAAAGCAAGUGUAUUCGAAAAAUCUCUAAAUAGAUUCAAAAUUCACAUGGUUAGAAAGGAUACGUUCAAUCAAUUAUAAAAUAUUUAUCUUGAUGGUUAAGCAAGAUAAAAAUAUACUUUAAAUAAAAUGUUGUACAAUUACAUGAGUGCUUAAAAGAAAGCAUUUUUGAAAUGGUACAAAAUUGUUGAAUUUCAUAGAGCGACAGAAGCUUUCAAUAUUUUGGAUAAGAAGAAGCUUGCAAUAUAAUUAUUCUAUUAACAUAAAAUGAACUAAUUAAAUGUAGCCUUAGUAGAAUGGAAACGCUUAUCAUCAUAUUUGACAAAUAAAAGGGAAUCUGCUUAAGUAAGAGAAAUUAGGUUGAAGAGAGAGGCUAUAUUGUUAUUCUAAAAUUUUGGCAAAAUAAAAUUAAGAAUAUAUUUCCAAAGAUGGAAUAUUAGAGCUGUUAAGAAGAAUAUGGUCUCAGUAUUUAAUGCAAUUUAAAAGUUGCUAUUAUUAAAUCUAAAACAAGAUAGGGAAUUAAUGAAAGAAGCUUUGGAUAUUUGGAAAGGACCAAAACUUUAAAAUAGAUGGUUCUAGAGAGUAGCUGAAAUGAUUGCUAAGAACAAAAGUAUCACUCCUUAAAUAGCCUUUUGGAGAAUGAGGGACAUUUCAACUACAUCAAAAUCAGCCAGCUUGAACUCUUUAUAAAUAGUCAAAUGCAAAAAAUUGAUAAAUAAUUUACUAAAGGCAUAUGACAGAGUUAGAUAAAGAGCAUUUACUAAUAUUGAACAUUUUGGAAGAGGGAUUACAGAUACAAGUUCAUUCCAACCAUCACACUCAAGCUUCCUAUAAUAAACUCCUGUAAGGGAUUCUUUAGGAAAAUCCUAAAUGGAAUCAAUUUUAUUAAAGAAUAGCCAAUAGCUUGCUAAUGUAUUAAAUAAGUUAAAUUUCAGUAAUCUGAUUAAGAGCUGCUGAA
Molecule: messenger RNA, 1125 nt
Organism: Paramecium octaurelia
Lineage: Eukaryota; Ciliophora; Oligohymenophorea; Peniculida; Parameciidae
Source: the annotation of a GenBank genome assembly